AUGGGAAAUGUGUUCCAAGUUCCCUCUUUCAGAUUUGCUAUACUAUGCAUAUGCGCCGUGUCAAUGCAGAAAACCAGUGGAUCGUCAUGGGAUAAUCUGACUGUGUUGGACACCGUGUGGCGAGAGCUCCCACCUUAUAGCUAUGCUGCGGACGAUGGUGUGGUAGAUGGCGUUCUGCCGACUGUACUCGGAGAAAUGAUGGAAAGAUGCUACCAGGACGUAUAUAGUGUCGAUUACACGACACAAGUCGGCAACGGUAUUGAUCUUGAGAUCAAGUACAACGAUGGAAAUGUGACAAUGGCUCUGCCAGUAGCAUUUCCUUAUUUGCAACCAUGUAAAAGCAAUAGUACGGUGUUCAUACCCGUAAUACAAUCACCGGGCGCUGUUCUGGUGAUGGCCAUUGACCAAAGUCGACAAGUUGGUUCUGAUAUGGUAAACAUUAUCUUCGAAGGAUGGCCACUUUUACUUAUUAUUCUCAUCUCUGCUGGUCUUGCUGGCACUGUGAUGUGGUUACUGGAUCGAUUGUGGAAUCCAUUGGAAUUUCCAAGACCAUUCAUUAGAGGAUUCUGGGAAGGAUUCUGGUGGGCAUUUGUAACCAUGACAACGGUUGGAUAUGGGGAUCGUUCACCCCGCUCGAUACCAGCUCGUUUGUUUGGAAUAGCUUGGAUUAUUGUUGGUAUUGCUAUAUUGUCCGUCUUCACCGCUAUUGUCACCACUGAAAUGACAGAACAAACAUUUGCUAUAGAGUAUCAUCUAGAAGGCAUGAAGUUGGGAGCCUUAAAUGGAACAGAGGAUCACAGAUUAGCUGUACAAUCGGGAGCCGAAGUCACAGUGUACAAUACAUUGAGUGAGUUAUAUACAUCUGUAGACAACAUGUCUGGAUAUCUUCUUGACCAGUUAAUAGCGGCUGCUGAAAUAGACGAGAUUGGUAAACUGGGUCACGGUAUUGCCAUAUUUGUAGAAAACCCGGUGCAUUAUGGGAUACUUGUAACAAAUAUUGAAGACGACAAAGUGCAGUGUUUUAAUAAUUACGUCAUGAACAACCGACAUCGUAUAUUUUCGGAACUGAGCAAACGGGUGAAACCAUUAAGGCCGUAUACGUUAGAUGUGUUAAUUGAAGAAGAACCGUUAUUUCACACCGAAACCAUUAUGUUAAUACUGUACGGGCUGGCUGGCUGGGCUGCUGUUAUUGUCAUCGGUGUUAUAUGGGAGUUUACCUACUAUAGACCGAAACACAAACGGAGAAAGGCGGCUAAGAAAGAGAUAGCUAGUACCAAGACUAGCAAGGCGGUGAGUUGGAUAGUAUAUAUGGCGAAACCCUAGCACCUAUUAGUGAGAUGUUAACGAAAAAACAACAACGACG
This is a messenger RNA of Saccoglossus kowalevskii, 1363 nucleotides long. RefSeq lists its product as uncharacterized. Gene Ontology annotation, molecular function: delayed rectifier potassium channel activity. Gene Ontology annotation, biological process: action potential; potassium ion transmembrane transport. The record is from RefSeq and is a predicted model, not a curated record. NCBI's taxonomy places the organism in Eukaryota, Metazoa, Hemichordata, Enteropneusta, Harrimaniidae. Gene Ontology annotation, cellular component: voltage-gated potassium channel complex; membrane.